UUGCUGAGCAGACUUGAAUGGGCCUGUGUGCUGUGCUCCUCGUCCUGCUGCUGGAUGCUGUGGAUUGUGCUCAGGCAAGCUCCGAAGUUGCGACAUCGUGAGCACAGGGUCACUGCCCACAUAGGGGAGGAGCAAGCGGCUGAGCAGUGGCAGGUCUCCGCCAGCCUUCCUGGUGGGGUCUCCCUGGCGCUGUGCGGGGGCACAGAUUGGUAGGCUAUUGGAGGAUAGGUACAAGUACUACAGAAAUGCAAAUCCCUGUAAAUCUGGAAGAGGUAGGGCCCUGGCCUUGAAGCUUGGACUGAGAACCUACACUGUGUACCUUCAGCUAAUUCUAACUCUAAGGGAGGUGCUCCAGACUUACUGGCCAGUCAGAGCCUUUAGGCUGACCUGCCAGUCAGAAGAGAAGGCGGGUUUUCCGGUUGCCUUGGUGCGAGGGGUUUCACUUAGUAGCUGAGCCAGCUUGAAUGGGCCUGUGUGCUGUGCUCCUUGUCCUGCCGCUGGAUGCUGUGGAUUGUGCUCCGGCAAGCUCCGAAGUUGCGCCAUGGAUGAAUUGACCUAUGAUGAUGUGCAUGUGAACUUUACUCGUGAAGAAUGGGCUUUGCUGAAUCCUUCACAGAAGAGCCUCUACAAAGAUGUGAUGCUGGAGACCUACAGGAACCUCAACACUAUAGGCUACAAUUGGGAAGACAAUAUUGAAGAACACUGUCAAAGUUCCAGAAGACAUGGAAGGCAUGAAAGAAGACUUAUUGGAGAGAAACCCUCUGAAAAUAUUCAGUGUGGUAAAGACUUUGCAAGUCACAGUUAUCCUCAAAGGCACCAAAUAAUACAUACUGGAGAGAAACCCUACAAAUGCAAUCAAUGUGGUAAAGCCUUUGCACAACACAGUACUCUGCAAAUACAUAAAAGAACACAUACUGGAGAGAAACCCUAUGAAUGUAAUCAAUGUGGUAAAGCCUUUGCACAACACGGUAAUCUCCAAAUACAUAAAAGAACACAUACUGGAGAGAAACCCUAUGAAUGUGAUCAAUGUGGUAAAGCCUUUGCAUAUCUUGGUCAUCUGCGAGUACAUAAAAGAAUACACACUGGAGAGAAACCUUAUAAAUGUGAUCAAUGUGGUAAAGCCUUUGUAGCUCAGAAUGCUCUUAAAAGACAUGAGAGAGUUCAUACUGGAGAGAAACCUUACAAAUGUGAUCAAUGUGGUAAAGCAUUUGCAUAUCAUAGUUAUCUCCAAGUACAUAAAAGAACACAUACUGGAGAGAAACCCUAUGGAUGUAAACAAUGUAGUAAAUCCUUUGCCUCUCAUGAUCAACUUCAAAUUCAUGAAAGAAGUCAUACUGGAGAGAAACCUUACAAAUGUAAUCAAUGUGGUAAAGCAUUUGCAUAUCGUAGUACUGUCCAUGUACAUAAAAGAACACAUACUGAAGAGAAGCCCUAUGAAUGUAAGCAAUGUAGUAAAUCCUUUGCCUCUCAUGGUCAACUUCAAAGUCAUGAAAGAAUUCAUACUGGAGAGAAACCAUACAAAUGUAAUCAAUGUGGUAAAGCCUUUGCAAAUCAUAGUUAUCUCCAAGUACAUAAAAUAACACAUACUGGAGAGAAACCCUAUGAAUGUAAGCAAUGUAGUAAAUCCUUUGCCUCUUAUGGUCAACUUCAAAUUCAUGAAAGAAUUCAUACUGGAGAGAAACCUUACAAAUGUAAUCAAUGUGGCAAAGCCUUUGCAUAUCAUAGUACUCUCCAAUUACAUAAAAGAACACAUACUGGAGAGAAACCUUACAAAUGUAAUCAAUGUGAUAAAGUCUUUGCAUAUCACAGUUAUCUCCAAGUUCAUAAAAGAAUACAUACUGGAGAGAAACCUUAUAAAUGUGAUCAAUGUGGUAAAGCCUUUGUAGCUCAGAAUGGUCUUAAAAGACAUGAAAGAAUUCAUACUGGAGAGAAACCUUGCAAAUGUAAUCAAUGUGGUAAAGCAUUUGCAUAUCAUAGUACUCUCCAAAUACAUAAAAGAACACAUACUGAAGAGAAACCCUAUGAAUGUAAACAAUGUAGUAAAUCCUUUGCCUCUCAUCAUGGACUUCAAAUUCAUGAAAGAAGUCAUACUGGAGAGAAACCUUACAACUGUAAUCAAUGUGGUAAAGCAUUUGCAUAUCAUAGUUAUCUCCAAGUACAUAAAAGAACACAUACUGGAGAGAAACCCUAUGAAUGUAAGCAAUGUAGUAAAUCCUUUGCCUCUCAUGGUCAACUUCAAAGUCAUGAAAGAAUUCAUACUGGAGAGAAACCUUACAAAUGUAAUGAAUGUGGUAAAGCCUUUGCACACCAUCAUAAUCUUCGAGAGCAUAAAAGAAUACAUACUGGAGGGAAACCCUAUUGAUGUAAGCAAUGUAGUAAAUCCUUUGCCUCUCAUGGUCAAGUUUGAAAACAUGAAAGAAUUUCAUACUGGAGAGAAACCUUACCUAUGUAGAUAAUAUGGUAAAGCCUAUUCAUAAUCAAGUCACCUCCAACUACAUAAAAGAACACCUAUGAAUAUAACCAAUGUGGUAAAAGCCUUUUCAGUGAUCUUGAAAGGUGUGAAUAUACUUGGUCCAUAGCAAGUGGCUGUAUUAGGAAGUAUGGCAUUUCUGGAGUAGAUGUGGCAUUUGAGAAAGUAUGUCACAGUGCAGGUGGACUUUGAGAUUCUAUGCUUAAGCUCCACCCAGGGCAGAAGAGUCUUCUUGUUGCCUUCUGUUCAAGAUGUAGAACUCUUGUCUCCUCCAGCACCAUGUCUGCUUGGACACUGCCAUUUUUUUCAGCCUUGAUGAUAUCAGACUGAACCUCUGAAUCUGUACACUACCCCCAAUUAAAUGUCCUUUAUAAGAGUUGCCUUGGUCAUAGUAUCUUUUCACAGCAAUAAAAUCCAAGUUAACACAAACAGCAUAAAAGAUACCA
This is a messenger RNA of Mus caroli (Ryukyu mouse), 2916 nucleotides long. Lineage: Eukaryota; Metazoa; Chordata; Mammalia; Rodentia; Muridae. The record is from RefSeq and is a predicted model, not a curated record.